ACAUACCAAAACAAAAGCUGCCCAAGGCUCAAGCUCCAUCCUACAACACUACAAACACUACAUCCCACAUCCUACAUACAACUUAUCCUACCAUACUCACAUACAAUCAAUCAAUCAACUGCUCUUGUCAUUCAUCCAGUCAACCCCACGUUUCUGCCUUUUACAUGCACGCGCAUUAUUUUAUUUAUUGUCUUGCAGAUUCAUAAUCAUAGAGACACAAGGCGCAUUCGUGCAGGAAGUCUUUGAAUAUCUCCGACUCGAACUAAAGUGUGUAAGCCUUCUUUACAAUUCAUACCAAUUUCUCAACCCACCCUUCUAUCCCCGAAAUUUUUGUAAACCCUCUGACGCGAUUUAUGCAGUAGGAUACCUGCAGCCCAGCCCAGAAAGUGAUACACUUUUCAAGAGACCCUAGUUUCAUACGGAGGCGCACACCCCAUCUAGUCGCGUCUUUUCGGCAACAUCCAGCUAGGUAGAGUAAGCACAUUGGAAAAAGAAGGCUGUCUGCUCGAGGAUCGACGCAGGUCAACACGCAGAUACGCAUAACUGCGAGAUCGCAAGGCUUUACGACGUGUCCUACACAUCAUACGGCCGACGUGGCAACCAAGGAAUUUUGAGGAAGCGGCUAUCCGACACCUGCACCUACCCAAAUACAUCAUGUCCAAUUCCCCUCCAAAGGAAACGGACGUUGAACAAGGAGUCUCGCCAGAUGACACGGAUGCACAAAUGAAUGAACAUACGGAUCCACACGCUCCUGGAGGCUAUGAGUUCGAGGUCAAAGAACAAGAUAGAUGGCUCCCUAUAGCAAAUGGUUAGUUAAUGAUUUUUUUUUCAGUCAUUCAUCUCCCUAGAAUUGAGCUUGUGUGAUUUCCUAUAUCAAAGUUAUUUGUGACUGGUAUCGCUUCGUCGAUCACACCAAUUACACGCGCAUGUCCUCGCCAUUGGACCAGUCAAGAGCUUGGGGCACAAACGCUUCAAUCUAGCGGUGCCACUGUGGUCAUACAUCCUAUCAUGUCCCACACUUCUUCCUCUCAAUCACCGGAGACGCGCGGCGCCUCGAAGGGAGAAAAAUAUGAUCUUGGUCAUUCAGAAGCUAAUAUUCGUAACUUUGCGCCAGUUGCACGUAUCAUGAAGACGGCUCUACCUGAAAACGCAAAGAUUGCAAAGGAGGCCAAAGAGUGCAUGCAAGAAUGUGUCAGCGAGUUCAUCUCAUUCAUCACAAGCGAAGGUAUGUCUAGGUCCGAAAUUCAAGACAAAUCGUGUACAGUCCUAAUUAUUCUAUCGUUUAGCCUCUGAGAAAUGUCAUCAAGAGAAGCGCAAGACUGUCAAUGGAGAAGAUAUUCUUUUCGCCAUGACGUCUUUGGGUUUCGAAAAUUAUGCUGAGGCACUCAAGAUCUAUUUAUCAAAAUAUCGAGAAGUGAGUAAUGUUACUCAUUCAAACAUCCUUUAGCAUCUAUCUAUGAUCUAUGCUUACUCGGCCCCCAAUGUACAAGACUAAUGCAAAGUUCUAGCAACAAUCAACUCGUGGAGACAACCAAAACAGACCUGGUAGCUCCGGCUUUGGACCGGCCGCUGGAGCUGCUUCGGCAAAUGCAACUUCAGCAACUUUUUCGAGUGGAGCUGAGGGCGCCAACAAUGUCCUCACUGGUCAACAGGUAGAAGCCGAACACGAUAACAGUGCUUACGUAUAUGGAGGCGGCCACAAUGGUGCUGCUGGUGGAGAAGGCUACUAGGUGUUUUAUUUAGGAUUCAAAUUGACUAUAGCAGAUGAGCGAGGGCUUCCACGGGGCGAAAGAAAUCCAUGGGGAAUUACAUUUCGAGAGUGUAUCAACUAUAUGUAAAGGUGUUGGGAAGGGAGGAACUGGGCGGGUGCUACAUGGGCCACUUUUGAGAUAUCCAGAUCGCUUAGCUUGUACAUGAAGGGAUAGGGUCAAAAGUAAUGGGGUGUUUUUUGAUGCUUUAUUAGAUUUGUUGGCUCUUGAGAGCAAGACCUAUAACCUCAGCGUUCGGUCUCAGAGUAGCUCAGAGAUGGUCGGAUGACAUUGAGCAGUAAGGACAGCAUGAGAUGUAGGUCAAACAGCCCCGCAUCAGAUUGCCAGAAUAAUAUCACAUAUCUUAUGGCUUGUAUAUCAGGUAAAAAAGGAAUAUAAUGAUACAUCAACACUUAUA
Messenger RNA from Sclerotinia trifoliorum, 2166 nucleotides. The record is from the annotation of a GenBank genome assembly. NCBI's taxonomy places the organism in Eukaryota, Fungi, Ascomycota, Leotiomycetes, Helotiales, Sclerotiniaceae.